This is a messenger RNA of Parnassius apollo (apollo), 525 nucleotides long. The record is from the annotation of a GenBank genome assembly. NCBI's taxonomy places the organism in Eukaryota, Metazoa, Arthropoda, Insecta, Lepidoptera, Papilionidae.
AUGUAUGGGACUUUAGCAAAGAAAUUUAAGGAUAACGAAAAACCUUCAUGGGCAAAAAAAGAUAUUCGAGACUUCAGUGAUGCUGACAUGGAACGUCUUUUUGACCAAUGGGAGGAAGAUGAAGAGCCUCUUCCAGAAGAUGAAUUACCUGAACAUCUUCGCAAACCGCCACCAAUUGAUCUGACUAAAAUGGACAUGUCUAAUCCAGAAGCUGUGCUUCAAGCAACUAAGAAAGGGCAAACCCUUAUGAUGUUUGUUUCAGUAGCUAAUAGUCCCCCACGUGCAAGGACUGAAGAACUUACAAAAAUAUGGCAAGCAAGUCUUUGGAGCAAUCAUAUACAAGCUGAAAGAUACCUUAUUGAUGAUGACAGAGCUAUAUUCAUGUUUAAGGAUGGGUCACAAGCUUGGACUGCAAAAGAGUUUCUCAUAGAACAGGAUGAGUUGAAAGAAGUGCAAUUAGAAAGUCAAACAUAUCCUGGAAAGAAUCCUAAUGUGCGAAACAAAGCAGUACGGGAUGAAUUAUAA